CUUCUGAGCUAACAUAGUCAAGCGUGGUGUCUGGAAUGCGAGAUAGAUCAUCACCUUGUGAUUCACUAUAGCGUGGUUUCUAAAAUCUGUUUCAUUGCAUUUAUUUUGAAAAUCGUUUACAAACUACAAUGUUAAAUAUUGAUAUGUAUGCUGCUGUUCAGACUGCAAUUUCGCAAGAGAGUGAUAAAUCUCUGAAUGAAUUGAAAUUGCGUUUGAAUGAGGAAUAUUUUGGGGCGACUAAAAUGUCGAGAGAGGAAUUCUUAUUGCUUUUGAAAGACGAAACAUCAUUGAGCAGAGAGUUCUCAGCAGAAAUUUACAUCCCCAAAAUCGUGCGUAAGCAACACGAGGACAAAGGAAAUGUAUGCAUGGCUUUAAGAUCAGAAGUAUCUGGCAACUGUCUCUACAGUUCAGUGUCAUUGCUUUUGGCAGUUUUUUUUCCUAGCAAAACUAAAAGGACAAUUUCUGGUCCAACAUGCCCAGUGGCUUCAAAAAAAGCAAAAGCUGAAAAAAAGUCUGGGAAUAUCAAGUUAGAGCUGGUGAUCAAACUUUGGAAAAUCAUUUGCUCAAAUGUGGCAAGAAUAAAAGUUAUAUUUCCAAGACCAGCCAAAACAAAAUCAUCAACUGUAUUGAUGAAGCUGCUGAUUCUUCUCACAAAGAGCAAUUGUCCCUUGUUCUACGCUGCCAAUUUUAUCAACAUAUCACAGACACGCAACAUACCCUUUGCUGAGCACGUUAAAAAGUCAGAUGUUCAGACCAAGAAGGCAAAACUGGUACACUACCAAUCACCUCAUGUGAAUGUGAGAGAUCAAUUUCAGCACUGAGGAAUCUAAAAACCUACCAAAGGAGCACUAUGGUAGAGGAACGUUUAAAUGGCCUGGCUUUAAUGCGAAUUCACCCAGAAAUUAUUCCUGACAUAGAAAGAGUGAUCAAUAAGUUUGCUGAAGGUAAUACACGUUUGAAAUUUG
Molecule: messenger RNA, 965 nt
Organism: Xenia sp. Carnegie-2017
Lineage: Eukaryota; Metazoa; Cnidaria; Anthozoa; Malacalcyonacea; Xeniidae
Exons: 7
Coding region: 129-821 (230 amino acids)
Source: RefSeq, a predicted model, not a curated record